This is a messenger RNA of Acaulospora colombiana, 127 nucleotides long. Lineage: Eukaryota; Fungi; Glomeromycota; Glomeromycetes; Diversisporales; Acaulosporaceae. The record is from the annotation of a GenBank genome assembly.
AUGUACUCUGAAAAAGCAAAUGAAUUUGGAGCGUUUCUGGAUGAAACCACAGCCAUCGAGCAGAAUAUUGGUCUUAUUCGAAAAAAUAUUGCCACUAUUCAGGACUAUCAAACUCGGAUUUUAGGCA